UCUCUGACGGAGGCAGCCCAGGGCCCACUCAGCUCCCACCAGGAUGUUUACAGGAGAGGGCAGGAUGCAGUCAACCUCAUGGCGCUUCCUGAGAAAUGGGGCCCAGACUCCUGGACGGUUGCCUUCAGAUCCCUCUUCCCUCAGGCACAGGAGACCAGACCCCCCAACUUCCCCAUUCCCUCUAGUCCAGGUGUCCAAGCUCCCAGCUCCCUUUGCCCUCAGACUCAAGAGCUUGGGCAGACUCGCUGCCCCAGGAGAGCUGAGCCCCUUCCACACUGUGUUGAAAAGCCGAGUAGGGGUUCAUACGAGGUGAACCGGGGAGUAGGGCUCAACUCAGUCCCAAGUCAGCCUCUGCCUGCUCCACUGGGCAGAACAAAUCAGGAGUUUAGAGACCUCCAGCUGGACUCCUUUCCCUGUUUUUGGGUGGGGAAGCUGAGGCCUAGGCAGGUGAAGGGUCUCCCUGCCUAUGAGUCAUCCUUACCCCCAGCCUUCAGAUCUGUGCCAGGCAUGGCCAAGCUGCUCCUGUUACACAUUCCCUAUCAGAGGUUUGGAGUGCGUUGAGACCAGGGGACUCCUGACAAGUGCCCGACCCCCAUUUACUCCUCAACCUCCUAGGUCCCCUGGUUGCUAUGUAGGCCUCCCUAACAAUGGGGUUCAGUGAGGCCUUUGGAGCUUCAGAUCCCCCUGCCCCUGGUUGCUAGGGAGAAGAUCCCUAGCAAUGAAGUCUCAGGAAACUUUGGGCUCCCUGGAGCUGCUCCUGGGCCUUGGGUGAUGAAAAGAGGGAGUCUCUGAUGAGGAUUCUGUGCCCACCCUUCAGGUCCCUUACUUGGUAAGGAGAGACCUUGGACCCCCCAACUUUCCACCUAGGUCGCUAAAGAGGUCCUUCUAACACUAGGCACCCACCCCACCACCUGGGGCCCCUUCCACCUAGUUGCUAAGAAAGCAACUCCUUAGCAACCAGGCAUGACCAGGCCAGUGUGACCCCCUUCCCUCUUCCAUAUGGCUAAGGGGACUCCCUGGCAACAGAACUUAGAAUCUGGGGCUGGGCGGGCAGGUGGGCGGGGCUGAGCUGGUUGCUGUGGCAAUGGACUUGGAGGUUUCUGCCCAUAGAGGUCCCAGGGGUCUGGGAGGCGACAUGGUGGGCUCUGGGGUCCCAGCUUUGAGUCUCUUCCUGCUGCUGCAGGGCUCAGUAGACGGGAAUGGAAUCCAAGGGUUCUUCUACCCAUGGAGUUGUGAGGGAGAUGUGUGGGACCGGGAGAGCUGUGGGGGUCAAGCAGCGAUCGAGAAUCCCAAUCUUUGUCUGCGCCUACGAUGCUGCUACCGAGAUGGGGUGUGUUACCACCAGCGGCCGGAUGGUGAGCGAGUGGAAGCCAGUGUCUCUGGGGAGGGGCCAAAGCUGGCAUCUGGGUCUAAAGUUCCAUGUUUUCCAGAGAACAUGCGGCGGAAGCACAUGUGGGCGCUGGGCUGGACGUGCGGAGGCCUUCUCUUCCUCAUCUCCAGCAUCUGCUUGUUCUGGUGGGCCAGGCGCCGGGACAUGCUGCGCCUCCCAGGGUUCCUGCAGGGCAAAUGUAGCCUGCCAAGGACCGUCUCUCUGCUGUCCAAGGACCGGGGGACUGUGAGUGAAAAGAAGUCCGUGGGCAGCAUGCCAACCUCCGUGCCUUUGGAGGGGACCCUGGAUGUCUCAGGGGCUACUGAAGGGGAAGGGACAGAAGGGGGCGAAGAUACGGAAGGGGGGGAUGAGGAAGAUUAGGGGUGCCCC
Pteropus alecto (black flying fox) is the source of this 1759-nucleotide messenger RNA. It is a transcript of the gene TMEM190, whose product is annotated as transmembrane protein 190. Gene Ontology annotation, cellular component: inner acrosomal membrane. Lineage: Eukaryota; Metazoa; Chordata; Mammalia; Chiroptera; Pteropodidae. The transcript has 5 exons. The record is from RefSeq and is a predicted model, not a curated record. Gene Ontology annotation, biological process: hematopoietic progenitor cell differentiation. The coding region runs from base 1085 to 1750 and encodes 221 amino acids.